CCUCUUCCGCGCAUGAGAUAUAUUUCCCUUGUUUUCUACUCCGCAGAUUUGACAAGGUCCUCCCUUCACGCUUUCGAUAAAACAAGAGCACACACAUACACAUCCACCGAAGUCCGCCAAACUUGAGCCUCCACACCUCAAAGUCUCCCUCUGUUUUCUCGCUUCAGAAGAUCCGCACCCACGAUCUCACUAGCCCAUGAGCACGACCUAAAAAGAAGCACGAGCACCGUUCUCAAGAUGCAGUACCUCUCCCUCCUCGGCCCCAUAGCCUACUUAGGCAUUCUCAUCGGCUCGAUGGCGACCUUCUCACACCUCUACCGCCAAAGACAAGUCAACUCCAAACUACGGUUGGCCCCUUACUUCGGCCCUCACACCACCCGCAACAUCUACCUAUCACUACUCCAUCUACAAGACGACCAAAAAGUUCCCGAGAGCGUGCUUCGCGCCGCCUUGUUGGCCAGAGCGAACGAAGACAUCCAGCGGAUAAUGGAGGUGCGCACACGGAAACCGGCACUCGCCCAACUUCUCCAGCGCGGCGUCGUAGGCGACGAGAUCUUCCAGCGUUUACAGCGUGCGGAGCAAGAACUUGAGAUCGAGUUGAAAGAUGUGGUUGCUGAGGCUAACGCGUUGGCGCCGAAUUGGGGGUCAAGUAUCUUCCAGAGCGCAAGUGAGAUGGUGCCAAACAAACUGUUACGGGAAAAACUGGAGGUGAUCAAAACGAGGUUGCCGGCGGAGAAGGAGGCUUGGAAUGCGCAGAGAGAGAAGUCACGACGAGAAUUAGAAGGUGAUGGUGAUGUGCUGGGACAGCCCUCUUCGGUGGUCGUAGAGCCAGCUGCCACGCCACAAAAGAUGAUACCGGUCAAGGCUGCAAGUAGUGAUGAGGAUGGUGUUAUUGUCGAGACUCCUGCUACUGAACCUACGACACCCGGUGGAGGCGGCAAGAGCAAGAAGAAAAAGGGAAAGAAAUGAGAUUGAGAAUACCUGGGCACCGUCACCUGUAUUAACAUGUCUAUUUGCUUCCCUGACACAGGGAUUUCUUCAUGAGCGCGCAUAGCGGGUCGGCAGUCAACCAAAAAGCCCGAGUCUGGAG
This is a messenger RNA of Exophiala viscosa, 1090 nucleotides long. RefSeq names its product Pre protein translocase subunit Sec66-domain-containing protein. The transcript has a single exon. Gene Ontology annotation, biological process: post-translational protein targeting to membrane, translocation. The coding region runs from base 238 to 969 and encodes 243 amino acids. Lineage: Eukaryota; Fungi; Ascomycota; Eurotiomycetes; Chaetothyriales; Herpotrichiellaceae. Gene Ontology annotation, cellular component: Sec62/Sec63 complex. The record is from RefSeq and is a predicted model, not a curated record.